Anoplopoma fimbria (sablefish) is the source of this 3371-nucleotide messenger RNA. It is a transcript of the gene acp2, whose product is annotated as acid phosphatase 2, lysosomal. The record is from RefSeq and is a predicted model, not a curated record. Gene Ontology annotation, cellular component: lysosome. The transcript has 13 exons. The coding region runs from base 79 to 1344 and encodes 421 amino acids. NCBI's taxonomy places the organism in Eukaryota, Metazoa, Chordata, Actinopteri, Perciformes, Anoplopomatidae. Gene Ontology annotation, molecular function: acid phosphatase activity. Gene Ontology annotation, biological process: lysosome organization; dephosphorylation.
CCCUCCUCCGGUGAGGAAGAGGACCGGAAAAGGAGGCUCUCAGUGCGUUAGUCCUCCAGUCCGAGAAGAAAGGAGAACAUGGGGCCCGCAGCGGGGCUGUUGCUUUUGACGGUGGUCUCUGUGUGUCCGGACGCUUCUGCAGAAAGGAGACUAGAAUAUGUGACUGUGUUGUUUCGGCAUGGAGACCGGUCACCAGUCAAAGCCUUCCCCACCGACCCGCACCAAGAGAGCGACUGGCCGCAGGGCUUUGGACAGCUGUCCCAGGAGGGGAUGAAGCAGCACUAUAACCUGGGCCAGUUUCUGAGGAAUCGGUACCAAGGAUUCCUGAACCAAUCCUAUGAGAGACACGAGAUCUCCGUUCGCAGCACGGACUACGACCGCACCCUGAUGAGCGCCGAGGCCAACCUCGCAGGCCUUUACCCCCCCGCUGGUCAGCAGGUCUUCAAACCAGACUUGAUGUGGCAGCCGAUACCCGUGCACACGGUGCCACAAAGUGAAGAGAGGCUUCUCUCUUUCCCUCUGGCUGACUGUCCUCGCUACAAACAGCUGAUGAAUGAAACAGAGCACACCGAGGACUUUAUUAACAUGACCAACACAUACCAGGACAUUAUAGAGCUGGUGAGGAAUAAAACUGGACUGAAUAAGACUAAUGUGGAAACGGUCUGGAGUGUGUACGACACACUCUUCUGUGAGUCCCGUCACAACAUGUCGGCUCCUGAAUGGGUGACUCCUGAUGUCAUGGAGAAGCUCAGAGUGCUCAAAGACUUUGGAUUUCAGGCCAUGUUCGGGGUCCACGGACAGCAAGAAAAGAGCCGGCUGCAGGGAGGUCUCCUAUUGGGUGAAAUAGUGAAGAAUCUUUCCCAGAUGGCCGUCCCAGGCCCGGAACAGAGGCUAAAAAUGAUGAUGCUGUCAGCGCACGACACCACCGUCGCCGCUCUGCAGGCCAGCUUGAAUGUGUUCAACGGAAGACAGCCGCCGUAUGCCUCCUGUCAAAUAUUUGAGCUGUACAGGGACGACAACGGCUCUGUUUCGGUGUCGUUGUUUUACCGGAAUGACAGCAAAGCGGAGGCGUUCCCUCUUCAGUUACCAGGCUGCUGUCUUAACUGCCCCCUCGAUGACUUUGUGAGAAUUACAAAGCUCUCUAUCUCAGAAGACCGCGACAAAGAGUGUCAAGUGCCGUCAGAGGGGAGAGAUAAAGAAGUGAUCAUCAGUCUGGCGGUGUCCGGCUGUCUGCUCCUCUUCCUCAUUGCCCUCCUCCUCGGCGUGAUUUGUUGGCACAAGGAGCCAAUCAGCAACCGGGGGUACCAACACGUGGUCAACCAGGAAGUCGGGGAUGAGUCCUGACACGAGCACAAGCUCCUCCCUCGGAGGUCGACGAGCCUGGUGUCUUGGGACAGCAGUGAGGACGAUGAACUCUGAACUGUAAAAGUCUGGAGUUACUUGUUUCGGGACCAGCAACUUUAAUAAAGGAUUUCUCUUAUCUCUAAACUAAAGUGAUGAGUGAAACAUUGUGGGAGGGGCUAGGAAGGACAGAUCUCUACAUGAGGAAAACGCAGCAGGGAAAACUAUUUUGUUAUUUGACAAAUUGUCUACUAAAGUAAUUGCUGGGUUCCCAAGUGGUCUGAUCUCGGAUCCGCCAAAUAAGUUUAACAAAUAUGUUCCAGAUUACUUGAGACUUGAAUGGCUGCAGAAUAGUAGCAAGUCAGUGCAGGAAAUGGUUUUUACUUUCUAUAAUGUAAGAAUGGAUUUGCAUCAUGCUUUUCCUAAGGGCCGGUCUGAUUAUUCCUUAAAAACAUGUGAGACAAGACUUUACCAGGUAACAAAAUACCUAAGAUGUCGGUUUGGUUGAAACUUUACUGGCUAAAGUGAUUCUAAGUCCAGAAUAUUUUUUAAAGAUGAUUUUCUUUAUUAGCAGAAUAAAUACUUUUGUAUGUAUAUGUCCAUGUGCAGUUUAUGUCUGCAGUUUGGGUUUACAGUAUGUUCCUACAUGUGCGUCAGUGUGUGUGUUCGCUGACUAGCGGCCGAGAUGCCUUAAGUAUUUUUGAUGUUUGUCUUUUUUGUUCCGAUGUUUCACAUUUAAUUUGAUCAAAGGAGCAGCAGGGUGUCGUUGACAUUUUGGCUAACUCGCCCAGAGAGAGCUGACCUUAAGCCCCAUGACAACAAGCAUCCACUUCCAAAUGUCCUUUAGCGAGACACUAAAACACCAGCAAAAGAGCAAAUAAAAGCUAAAUGGAUGACUCUUUUUUGGGCGUCAAAUCAGUUUUGCGAUCAUGUAAACCAGCUUCUUAAAGAUACAGCUUACAGAAACACUGAAAACCUUUACAUUUGUGUGUUUUGAAUCUAACUGGCUAUGAAUGAUUUGAAAAAUAAAAAACCUGUUUGAUUUGAACCAAUCAUUUAAAAUGCAGAACAGAUGCUUUUCUCUAACUUAACCCCCAAAACCAAAAUAUUCAGCUGUACACCAACAUAUAUGGGUAUAAAGUUGUAUUGUUGAUGGAUUCAAGUGUAAAUAUUGAUAUUUAAGUGCAAAGUUUUUGGGUUCUACAUAUUGUGUUAUAGACAUGCAAAGCGACUGCCCUCUAUUAGUUGAAACCAGGCUUUUGAAAUACAAUUUUGCUCUUGGCUAAUCUGGAGAGGAUUGGGUUAACCUGUCUGCAGCAUUCGGAAAGGGACUAGAUUCAAUGUUGAACAUUCAAUCCCACCCACUUUGAUUUGAUUGGUUUAACUGUCGAAUUUGAGCGGGGUUAAACAUCAAUUUCAUUGGUUUGUACUUGGAUUUGGGUUGGGUUAAACAACCCGUCCGCACAUAAUUAAAAAAGGACCUACAAUUAUACGUUAGCUAACAGUGUGGGAUGUAACUAAGUUGAAAACUCAAGCCCUAGUACUUCAGUACACAUUUAAGGUACCUGUUCUUUACUUAAGUGUUUCCAUUUAAUGAUACUUUAGGUAUAUUUGUAUCUCCACGCAGGGGUCUUUUAUGGAGGUAUAUUUCGCUAUAAGAUAUAUUAUUUAAAACCAUAAACUGUGUAACUAAAACUUAAGCUCAGGCUCAAGAAAAAUAUCUAAUAUUAAGUAUUACAAGUAAGUAGCAAUCCUAAUGCAGUCUUGACCAGAAUCUUGCUCUUAUUUAAACCAGGAUUCUGGACUCAAUUCAUUUGCACACUCUCAAAAGCAUUGUUUGUUAUAGCAUAAAACAUGGAGAAAAUAUGAUCUUUUCGUUUCAAUGCAAUAUCCUACACAAUUAAGGUUAUUUGUCAGUAUUGCGUCAAACUGUCGUUCAAAUUUGAUUUCAGGCUGUGUGAAAUGUAUCAGACUUUUGUUGCUUGUAGAUGUUUUGUUGAAAAAUAAAGAAAUCAAGGCGAACGCAGAUG